Aspergillus niger is the source of this 2646-nucleotide messenger RNA. RefSeq lists its product as uncharacterized. Lineage: Eukaryota; Fungi; Ascomycota; Eurotiomycetes; Eurotiales; Aspergillaceae. The transcript is spliced from 2 exons. Gene Ontology annotation, cellular component: endoplasmic reticulum membrane. Gene Ontology annotation, biological process: dolichyl monophosphate biosynthetic process. The record is from RefSeq and is a predicted model, not a curated record. Gene Ontology annotation, molecular function: dolichol kinase activity. The coding region runs from base 1 to 2646 and encodes 881 amino acids.
AUGGCCGUUUCGCUGAGCCAGGAGGAAGACGAAUCGCUUCCUGUCAACGGUUCCGCCCUCGACAUAGAGCUGUCUGACACUCCCCGACAACCCUCCCGUUCCCCUCACCCGUAUCGUCGCAAGGGCUCGCAUUCGUCGUCGCUGCCUGCGGAUACCGGCGGCCGAUCAACCCGUCUCCACUGGCCACGGACCUCGAGCGAUAGUGGCACCGAGGCUGAUGAUGAAAGCACGGGCAUACUGAGGGGUCUACCAGCUGCACCUUUGCGACCAAGGAAAGGGUUGCGUUCGGGUCGUCAUGCCGUUGGCGAGGAUGACCAGUGGUUUCCCCUAUUGCGCCCGUGGCCGUCGAUAACCCGUUCCACCUCGCGGAGCUCGCGGCGGAGCUCAGGAGAAGAAGCCGAGGCCUCAGCGACAGGAUUGCGCGAACAAGAAGCUCGGAAGCGACGUACUGGGGUCCUGCAGAGGUUAUUGGAGGCUGCGUUGCUCCUCUCGGUGGGCGGCGUCGUUCUGGGACAAGAGAAUACGAGGGCGGUUGCUUGGGCUUGGAGGAAAGAGCUCCUUGCCCAUGCCCUGCUUGUCAUUGGGCUCUACGCCGCCUAUCCUUUCCAUCGAGAUGGGCGUUUUCGCUUCUCAAGACUGCGGUCCUUUGUUAUACCUACGAGUUUCGAUCCUGCUCCGCUGCUUUACCCGAUCUUGAUACCCAUUUACGUUGCUUUAUCUUUAGCGCAGCAUACCCCUUCCCUAAUACUCCCUAAUGUCCUCCUCAGUCUCUCAUCUCUUCCGCCUGCCGUCAUCCCACUGCAUGAUUGCGUGCAUGGACACAGCAUUGUCCAUUGGAUGAUCACUCUGCUUCCGAUUAUCCUCUCGGAGCAACUAUCGGCAGGAAUCUCGCCUCCUAGACCUUUGUCUCUUCUCGGUCUCAACUCGGAAUCUUUGGCUCUUCUUUUCCCUUUGCAUCAAGCGUUGAUACCCACUUUAGAUUUUUUGUUGACUACCAGCGUCCUUCCAGCAGAACUGCAGCUUUUGACAAGCGCUUUGAUCAAUCUAUUAUUAUUUGCGUCCUCGCCUCAGGCUGAAAUCCUUAAGGCGUUGCUAUGGCUUGGUGGCCUGUGCAUUUUCAUCUCUUGUCGCGACGUGCUUCGCUGGGAAGUGGCUUUGGCAAGGAUUCCCAGUUGGAAAUUUCGGCGAGCGCCCAGCAACUCGCAGUCACCUCGAAGUAUCUUCAAUGUGCUCGAUCACAAAUUAUGCCAGCGACUAAGCAGGACGGGCACCUCUGAGGACAAUCUGUCGGACAGUGACUCGCCAGAAGGCCAAUUCUCGCUUGUCUCACGCAAGACAAUGGUUGAGUCGCGUGACAGAACCAAGGCGGGCGAGCCCAUUCGCACUGUAGAGGCUGAGGUGACAGAAGGCGUCCGGCAGCCUACACUUACACACCGGCGACGGCACACGAUCUCUAGCGUCAGCGAGGUGGCACGCACAGGAAAGGUCAGAACUACGCCUAGUGGGCGACGCAAGAGAUCAAUGGCCCCUGGUCUAGCGUCGUUCUUGUCGCUGACAGUGCCUCAAGCCCAAGUCCGGAAAUGGUUGUACGCGCUGUUUAUCUACGUCACCGUGCUUCUCAUCAUCCUAGGACCUGUUCGAAAGUACGUGGGUGAGCGGGCGUUACACGGAGAAGAUCCAUUCGGGUGGGCACUGAGCUAUCUGCUGGGCAACGUUUCAUGGUUUCGGUUCUGGGUGAUUAUGUGGAACCUGGAAUAUUGGAUUCCAAUCCCCGCUCGCUUGGACCCUGACCUGUUGAACGCUUCCUGCGGUCUUGGUUGGGUCGAACAUCUCCGCCGAGAUGUCUUUGGGGAGGCUAAUUCGCGCCUCCUCGUCGCAGCAUACUGUAUUGUGGUACUUGUGACCGGACUGGCGGUUGUGUUACAGUUGAGCUCCGUCGCGGAGGUAGAUACGAGACGCAAGGUAUUCCAUGGCAUGAUGGUGCUGAUGUUCCUUCCGACGGUGUACGUCGACCCCACGUUUUGUGCGCUGGCCCUGAGUCUAGUCCUGUCCGUCUUCCUGCUGCUCGAUCUCUUCCGAGCGUCCCAGCUGCCCCCGAUCUCGCGACCGUUGACUUACUUCCUUGCUCCCUACGUGGACGGGCGCGAUCAUCGAGGGCCAGUGAUUGUGUCGCACAUCUUCCUCCUCAUCGGAUGCUCGAUCCCCCUCUGGCUUUCCCUGGCGGACAUUCCUCGGACGGGCGAUCAUCCCUGGAUCGGGUGGAGUGCGUUGACCCGGGACGUCAGUAUGGUGAGCGGAAUAGUCUGCGUGGGCAUGGGCGAUGCGGCGGCGUCACUCGUGGGGCGACGGUUCGGUCGGCGCAAGUGGUUUUGGGGAGGAGGAAAGUCGCUCGAGGGCAGCGUGGCCUUUGCGGUUGCUGUAACGUGUGGCUUACUCUUCGCGCGAAUCUGGCUUGUGGUGGGAGAAUGGCCGGUCAGCGGAGGCAGUGAUGGACCGCACCAGAACUUCCCUUGGGUAAAGGCAAUGGUAAAAGUCAUCUUGGCCGCCGGAGGAACCAGCGCAACCGAGGCAAUCCUGACGGGAUGUAAUGACAAUGUGGUGGUUCCGAUUGUGCUAUGGCUACUCGUGAGAGGGCUUGGGGUCUGA